Rhodotorula toruloides NP11 is the source of this 2598-nucleotide messenger RNA. Its product is annotated as phosphoketolase. NCBI's taxonomy places the organism in Eukaryota, Fungi, Basidiomycota, Microbotryomycetes, Sporidiobolales, Sporidiobolaceae. Gene Ontology annotation, molecular function: aldehyde-lyase activity. The coding region runs from base 1 to 2598 and encodes 865 amino acids. The record is from RefSeq and is a predicted model, not a curated record. The transcript is spliced from 17 exons. Gene Ontology annotation, biological process: carbohydrate metabolic process.
AUGGCAGACAACGCAGACGCCCCUCCCCCGCCCAUCGUGCCCUCGCAGUACGCCCAGCACCCGGACGCACCUCUCUCGAGUCUCCCCGUCCAGCUCGACCCGAGCCAGUACACCGCCAAGUACCCCGCCAAGCACCUCGAUGCCAUUGUCGCAAACUGGCGCUUGUCGUGCUACUUGGGAGCGUCGCAAAUCUUCCUCCAGUCGAACGCGAUCCUCUCGAGGAAGUUGACCAAGGACGACGUCAAGCCUCGGAGGGCCCACACUAACCUUGCUGGCGACAUACAGGGAGGUCUUUCGCUCGCCUACGUCCACACUCAAGCGCUCAUCCGCCGCAAGGGCGACGAGGAAGGCGCCGAACCCAAGAUGAUCUUCGUCACCGGUCCGGGCCACGGCGCACCCGCCAUCCUCUCGCCUCUCUACAUCGAAGGCGCCAUCUCCAAGUUUUACCCCCAGUACCCUCUCAACGAGCAAGGACUCGAGAAGUUUGUCAAGUACUUCUCGUGGCCGGGAGGAUUCCCUUCGCAUGUUAACGCUGAGACGCCGGGAUGUAUCCACGAGGGCGGAGAGCUCGGGUAUGCGCUUGGAGUCGCGUACGGAUCGGUCAUGGACCGCCCGGAGCAGAUCUCGGUCGUUGUUGUCGGUGACGGCGAGAGCGAGACGGGACCGACCGCGACGGCGUGGCACUCGCACAAGUGGCUCGACCCCGCCGAGUCAGGCGCCGUCCUCCCCAUCCUUCACGUCAACGGCUUCAAGAUCUCGGAGCGCACCAUCCCCGGCACGAUGGACAACGUCGAGCUUUCCCUUCUCUACUCCGGCUACGGGUACCAGGUCCGCUUCGUCGAAUACAAGGCGCAGGGCGAGGCGCACAUGGGUGGCAACGAUCCGGCCGACCGCGUCCUCCACGAGGAUAUGGCUGCCUCGCUCGACUGGGCCUACGGCGAGAUCCGCAAGAUCCAGAAGGCUGCUCGCUCCGGCGGCAAGCCCAUCGACAAGCCUCGCUGGCCGAUGAUCAUCCUCCGCUCGCCCAAGGGAUGGACCGGCCCGUCGAGUGAGCACGGCAAGCAGCUCCUCAACAACUUCGCCUCGCACCAGGUCCCCCUCCCCGACGCCAAGACGGACGACGAAGCGAACGCCUACCUCGAGCGCUGGCUCAAGUCGUACGAAGCCGACAAACUCUUCGACUUUUCCGAAGACAACCUCAAGCGCGGUACCAUCUUUGACCAGCUCUUGUACGAGGCGCUCCCGAAGGAUAUGGAAAGGCGCCUUGGGUUUGUCAAGGAGACCUACAACGGUUACAAGCCCCUUGAGCUGGACGACUGGAAGAAGUACGGCUUCAAGAAGGGCGAGGAUGUCUCGUGCAUGAAGGCGAUCGCUGGCUACCUCACCGACGUGAUCAAGCGCAACCCGAAAGAGUUCCGCAUCUUCUCGCCCGACGAGCUCGCCUUGAACAAGCUCGAUGGCGUCUUCUCCGUCACCGAGCGCAACAUGCAGUGGGACCCGGAGACGGCGCACAAGGGCGGCAGGGUCACCGAGAUGCUUUCUGAGCACUCGUUGCAGGCCUGGUUGCAGGGGUACACCCUCACGGGCAGGCAUGGCGUCUUCCCCUCGUACGAGGCCUUCCUCGGCAUCGUCGCGACCAUGACCGUCCAAUACACCAAGUUCAUGAAGAUGGCGCUCGAGACCAACUGGCGCGGACCGACCGCCUCGCUGACCUACAUCGAGACCUCGACCUGGACCCGCCAGGAGCACAACGGCUACUCGCACCAGAACCCUGGCUUCGUCUCGACCGUCCUCUCGCUCCCCUCCCAGCUCGCCCGCGUCUACUUCCCCUCGGACGCUAACACGAGCGUCAGCGUCAUCGCACACUGCUUGCGCAGCAAGAACUACAUCAACCUCAUCGUCGGCACCAAGGCUCCUACGCCUGUCUACCUCAGCGUCGAGGAGGCCGAGCGUCACUGCAUUGCCGGCGCUUCGGUCUGGGAGAACUACUCGGUCGACAAGGGUGUCGACCCGGAUGUCGUCCUCGUCGGUAUCGGCUACGAGCUGACGGAGGAGGUCAUCCAUGCCGCGGCGCUCCUCCGCAAGGACUUUGGCACCGAAUUGAGGGUCAGGGUCGUCAAUGUCGUCGACUUGCUCGUCCUCGCGCCCAAGGGCGACCACCCGCAUGCUCUCGACGAAGCCGGCUUCAACUCACUCUUCCCGCCCGGCGUUCCUAUCAUCUUCAACUACCACGGCUACGCUGGCCAGCUCGCGUCGCUCCUCUUCGACCGCAAGCACUCGGUCGGCCGUUCGCGCAUGCGCAUCUUUGCCUACUCGGAGCAGGGCACGACGACGACUCCGUUCGCCAUGAUGUGCUGCAACAACACCGACAGGUUCAACCUCGCGGCCGAGGCGCUCGAGAUGGUCACCCUCAACCUAACGACGCAGCACAACAUCACCGGCGAGGAGAAGCGCCACCGCGUCGGCUCGGUCGUCGCGCGCGCGCACGAGCGCAUGUCGUUCUACAAGCACAAGAAGGUCGUCAUGAUGCGCUACGCUGCCGAGACUCAGAAGGACCACCCGGAGAUUGGCGAGGUUGCCACGCUUGCCGAGCAGUAA